CCUCACGUUCAAUGCCAAAUGUGGGUAAAUAAUGUAAACAAAUAAACAAACCUCCUCUUCAGCAAAGAUUAUUCGCACCGCCAGCUGCGUGGAUCUACCAAGUAUCUACUAAAAGAAAAAAGAAGCUUCUGAAGAAUAUUUUUGUCAUGGCGCCAAAAAGAGCACCCUCCGCAACCACGACGACAACAACGAUCCCAGUCCGUCUAAACACCCCCGACAAACCAACCUCCCGAUCCACACCGACCGCCAAAUCCCGCCACCUGGCCUCUCCGAGCCUGAUAGCCACGACCAGAAGCGGCGCGCGAAAACGCAGACUUGAGUCGCGCCAGCAGGAAGAGCAGGAAGAGCAAGAUGAGGAAACACGACGACCGGCGUCGCCUGAUCCGCUGGAUAUCCUGCCGGCGGUGUCGCCGCUGAAGAAAGAGCUUGAGAUGCUCGGAUCGGCGAGAAAGAGAAGACGCGCGGAUUCUGUUAGUUCUCCUGUGAAAGCGAGAAAGAAUGACGGGAGUGUGAAGUCGCCGGCUCCGAACUGGAGCGUGAAUGUUACAAUCAACGAGUUGUCGUCUUCGCCAUACGGUGCUAAACAGACGCAUCUUGCUCCGCCCGCGAUUUUCGAGUACAGAAGUGAGACUGCCAAGUCUGAAGAUCUGAAGCAAGAUGAGCAGUUUGAUGUUGCAGAAGGAAAACCAGCUAGGAUCUUGGGUGAACUGGGGCUUAAUGCGACAAACGUUUUGUCUUUGAAGAAGUCACCAGUCGCAAUUGAAAAGCCAGCCUACAGCAAACCCGCGUCACCAAGCACCAGCGCCGUCGAUCGCGCUUGCUCCCCCACACCCUCAAACGCAACCGUCCUAACAACAACCGAACUCCCCGCUCUUCCCCGGUCCGGAAUCAUCCGCUCGAUCAAAAAAGUGCCGAAUCCGAACCCCGAUCCCAAGUGGAGCAAAGAGCACUGGAUCCUGCUCACGCAGAUCCAUCGCAAGCGGAUGGAUCCGAUGCCGUCGCGCGCGCUGGUGAGACCGUCGAAAGAGGUGCAGGCUGCGUUUCCGAAUAUUACUGUUGAUGAGCUGGCGAGGCGGUUGUUGGCGUUGGACAGGAUACGGCUGAAGAGGGAGAUGGGUAGUGAGCAGAAUGAGCGGCGGCGUCGGUGAUUGCUAUUUGUAAAGAAUCUGGAAGUAACACGGCAGGUUGUAGCUUAAUA
Molecule: messenger RNA, 1198 nt
Organism: Myxozyma melibiosi
Lineage: Eukaryota; Fungi; Ascomycota; Lipomycetes; Lipomycetales; Lipomycetaceae
Exons: 1
Coding region: 147-1148 (333 amino acids)
Source: RefSeq, a predicted model, not a curated record